AUGUUCCACAUUGUGAGCGCGUCGUCUGUCGCGCCCUCCAUCGUCUUGACCUUGCUCGCCCUCCUUACCAUCUCCUUGGUCGUCCUCCUGAUCUUGCGCUUCUACCUGCCCCUACGGACGACGCCAGCAUUCUAUCUCGUCCCCAUCUUCUUCGCACUCUGGCUGCCAGCAUGCAUGGUCCUUCUGGUCCCCGUCGACCUGGCCUCCGGUGCCAAGACGGACGAUGAGGCCACCCGUGGUGUUUGGCUGCCCGCCAGGGUGCUGCUCGUAUCCUGGAGGAUCACCUACUGGCUCACGUUCGCCCUGACAUGGUUUAUCCUCCCCAUCCUCGGCGAAUACUCCGACGCCGGCUACCGCGAACCCAAAGACAAUGUUCUCUACUCUCUGCGCGCAAAUGCCCAGUAUCACGCCAUGGUCUUCGGUGCUGGACUCGUCGGUCUCGUCUAUCUCGUCACAUCCCACGGCCUCAACUUCGCCUCCCUCAAAACGACCAUCAUGGCAUUGGCCUAUUUCUGGGGUCUCAUCUUCGCCAUCUACCUCAUGGGCCACGGCCUCGUCUCGAUUCCCCGCCGCCUCUUCCGUUUCGCCUCCAUCAGCGGCAGGCUGCGCCGUCUUCAGAACCACGCGCCCAAGGUCCACGAGCGCAUGGAGGAUUCGCUCCUGACGCUGGAGGACAUUGAGGUCCAAAUCUCCGAGUUGAGUCGCCGCAAGGUCGGGAGCGCCCGGGACUUCCAGGAAUGGAUUGACGAGCUGGCCGAGAUGGCCAACCUGCCCGAGUCGCAACCACGCUCUGGCAUGCGCGGAUCUGCCGAGAGCCGUGUCCUACCCACCGUCAUCACCGAAAAGUACAUGGCCGACCUGACGCGGAAGCUGACGCGCGCCCGUCAUGCGCGGUCACGUUACACCGGCGAGUGGAACCAUCUCGUGCAGGAGGCGGCUGCAACCCAGGCGAUUCUCGAUUCGGCAGCCUCCAAGAAGCUUGACUUCGGAGAACCGUCCCCCCACGCUGGCUUCUGGGAUCGGACGACCAUUCUGACGCCAUACUCUCGUUACAUCUUUUACUACCACAUCCAGCCCUACGGCAGCAUCCUUUUCGGUCUCUUCCUCGCCGCAUGCUCGGCAUGCAUCGUGUGGUCUGAACUCAUCAAGGCCGCCUUCCCCAAGCUCUCCGUCAUCCGUAUCAGUGUUGUCCACCACUGGGUCGGCGACAAGGGCCAGGUCGGCUUUGCUGGUCAGGUCAUCUCCAUCAUGUGGCUCUUGUACAUGUGCUCGGCUGCUUUUAUCACCAUGACCGAAGUCAAGACGUGGCGGAGCCGUGCGCUCGUCAAACGCAACACGGGGUACGAAUCGGCGUUCUGGUACGCGGGUCAAGUCGCCAAGCUCAGCGUCCCCCUGUCCUACAACUUUAUGACAUUUCUGCCCAAGGUCAUCUACGAGAAGACGCUGUUCUACCACAUCCUGGGGCAGUAUAUCAACCUGACGCCACUGACGAGCUUCAUGGACUACCUCUUCCCAAUUCUCGUGCUCGUCCCCGUCCUUGCCACGCUCUUUGGCCUCUACGGCAAAGUCCAACGGUUCUUCGGUUUUGGCGUUGACAUUAUCGAGGAUGAGGACGAAGACAACCAGCGAACGUAUGGUGCAGGAUCGUGGCGUGAGGGUCGUGACCUGAUCGAGCGCGAUCUCGGCGGCAACUCGAGCGCCCGGCGCCGCGAGGAGACGUUUGCCCGUCUUGGCGCUGCUGCAGCCGCCUCUGCUGCCCGAUCCGCCCCUGUUCUCACCGUGCCCGGCGGGGCGUCCUCACCAGCGCGAUCUCCCGUGCGUGCGUCGGCGCAGGACAGGCGCGAGAGGGUGUCACGACCGGCGUACACCGAUGCGGACGCUGAGGACCAAAACUUCUUCGAAUCCCUGGGCCAUCGCAUGAAGAACACCAUGGACACGUUUGAAGCUCCCAACUGGUUCCAGGACAUCAAGAAGCCCAAGUGGAUGGGUGGAGACGAUGACGGAGCGCCGGCUGGCAGCAGCAGCGGCGGGGCCGGUGCCGGCGGGCCGUCCUCGACCGAGUCGGAUAUCCGGAGGUGGUUUGGAGGUGAGAGCAGAAUCCGUCUUUGA
Verticillium dahliae VdLs.17 is the source of this 2109-nucleotide messenger RNA. RefSeq names its product LMBR1 domain-containing protein. The record is from RefSeq and is a predicted model, not a curated record. The transcript has 2 exons. The coding region runs from base 1 to 2109 and encodes 702 amino acids. NCBI's taxonomy places the organism in Eukaryota, Fungi, Ascomycota, Sordariomycetes, Glomerellales, Plectosphaerellaceae. Gene Ontology annotation, cellular component: membrane.